Molecule: messenger RNA, 2998 nt
Organism: Salvia miltiorrhiza (redroot sage)
Lineage: Eukaryota; Viridiplantae; Streptophyta; Magnoliopsida; Lamiales; Lamiaceae
Product: G-type lectin S-receptor-like serine/threonine-protein kinase At5g35370
Exons: 1
Coding region: 269-2878 (869 amino acids)
Biological process (GO): protein phosphorylation
Molecular function (GO): protein serine/threonine kinase activity; ATP binding
Source: RefSeq, a predicted model, not a curated record
AACACAUAAGUUUGAAUAAUUAAAAAUACACCAAUGUAUCGAAUAAGUUUGAAAAAAAGAGUAAUCUCAAAUUAAAAAUUAAAAAAGGAUUUAUUUAUAUGAAGUGAAAAUCCAAAGCGGCGGCAGCCAGCGUGGCCACGACAGAUAAAGUCAACGCAGAGCACAUAACAUAGGUCCCUAUCACACUCACACGUUCCUUCCCUUAUGAGGAAAAAGAUUAUCUGAAUAAUGAUCCAAGUUUCAAGCCCAAACCCCCAACUCCGCCUGCAUGGGCCGACCACUGCUCCUCCCUUUCUGCUUCAUCCUUCUCUCCGCCGAUCUCAUCCUCGCCGGCCCCAUUUCCAUCCCAUCCAUACAGAUAAACUUCACUGCCUCUUACCUUCAAUUCAUAGACAACUCCGGCGCCUUCCUCGCCUCUCAGAAAGGCUCCUUCGAGGCCCGAAUAACGAAUUCAAAGCCCGAAUCCAAAUCCUUCUACUUUGUCGUCAUCCACGUCGCCUCCCACACCAUCGUCUGGUCCGCCAACCGCAACCGCCCCAUCUCUCUCUCUUCUCAGCUCCGCCUCACGGAAAAGGGCCUAACUCUCUACAACGACACCGGCCUCCCAAUUUGGUCAACACCUCCAAACCCUAGGCCCGUUUCCUCUCUGCACCUGCUCGAAUCGGGAAACCUAAUUCUCCUCGAUUCCGUCAACAGCACCGUGUGGCAAUCCUUCGAUUUCCCCACCGAUCUGCUCGUCGUCGGUCAGCCGCUGCGUGUCGGGAAAUCUCUUGUGGCGCCGUUGGGCGGCGACGACGGAGAGCUGUCGGAAGGCGGCUACAGGCUAGUCGUGGGCGACGAUGACGCGGUGCUUCAAUGGAACGGGAUGGUCUACUGGAAGCUCUCCAUGGAUGGAAAGGCGUUCCGAGACGCGAAUUUUGCCGUCGAGUUCUUGAUUGUCAACACCACUGGAUUGUUUCUCAUGGGUGGUGAAAAUGGCCGGAGGGUUGUGAUGAAGAGAAUUUUCGACACCGCAGCAGCCAAUUCUUCGGAUUUCGGGUUCGCGAAGCUCGAUUUCAGAGGAUUGCUGAGUGUUGUGAGCUUCAAUUCGGUUGAUAGAACGAGCAAGGAAUUGUUGGAGAGGCCAAAUGAUAAGUGCCAGAUUCCGAUGAUUUGCAGGAAGCUCGAUGUUUGCAGCAAUGGCGGUUCGUGUUGGUGUGCACCGGGAUUCCACAACGAUCCCAAGAUCAACAAUGGCGAUUGUGUUCCCACAGAUACCUCUCUGGUUCUACCGGAUUCUUGCAACAACACUUGGUCAUCAGCAUCAGACUAUACGAACAUUAAGUAUUUUAGUUUGAGGAGCGAUUUGGAUUACUUCUCAAACGAUUUUACCGAUCCCGUGAUCCGCGACGUCAAUGUCUCCUUUUGCCAAAAUCUGUGCUCCAAAAACUGCUCGUGUUUGGGCGUUUUCUUCACCGAGACCUCCGGCUCUUGUUACAUGAUCCGAAAUUAUCUAGGCUCGAUGAAAUCGGGCUCCGGAAACCGGGCAGGGUACGUCAAAAUGGUGGCUGUCGGAGUUCGAACCAGCGAUGUCGAUAAUAAUAAGGAUGCUUUUCCGACCAUAGCGACGGUGUUGCUGCCAUCGUCGGUUGUUCUAGCAAUUGCGGUUGUUGCAUUAGUUUGUUUAAGGAGGCGGCAGAGGAGAAGGUUCUCGAAGAAAAUAGCGAGAUCAAAGCUGGAUUACGACGGCGAUGAAGAGGUGGAUUUCGUUUCGAUCCCGGGGCUGCCGGUGAGGAUCGAUUACGAGGAACUCGCGGAGGCGACGCAAGAUUUCAAGAAUCAGAUCGGCUCCGGCGGAUUCGGGACGGUGUAUAAAGGGACUCUCCGCGACGGCAGCGAGGUGGCGGUGAAGAAGAUAACGUGCUUAGGAUCGCAGGGGAAGCGAGAGUUCCUUACCGAGAUUGCCGUGAUCGGAAAAAUCCAUCACGUCAAUCUCGUGAGGCUGAAAGGCUUCUGCGCGCACGGGGCGCAGAAGCUUCUAGUCUACGAGUACAUGAAGCGCGGCUCCUUGGAUCGCAGUCUCUUCCAAGGCGAGCCGGUGUUGGAGUGGAAGGAGCGGUGCGAGAUCGCGGUCGGGGCGGCAAGGGGGCUCGCCUACUUGCACUCCGGCUGCGAGCACAAGAUCAUCCACUGCGACGUCAAGCCGGAGAACAUCCUCCUCCACCACGAAUCUCAGGUGAAAAUCUCCGAUUUCGGCCUCUCCAAGCUGCUCACCCCGGAGGAGCAGUCGGGUCUGUUCACGACCCUGAGGGGCACGCGCGGCUACCUCGCUCCGGAGUGGCUGACGAGUUCAGCUAUUUCCGAUAAGAGCGAUGUGUACAGUUACGGGAUGGUGCUGCUGGAGAUCAUAAGGGGCGGCAAGAAUUCGUCGCCCCAGACAUGGAGCGACAACUCGGGCUCCGCCACCCUGUCUCCCACGGGAGACUCUGUAGGGCAGCGGCGAGUUUACUUCCCUCUCCUCGCGCUACAGAUGCACGAGGAGAGGAAGUAUCUGGAGCUGGCGGAUCCAAGGCUGGUGGGCCGGGUCCGCAGCCACGAGGUCGAGAAGAUGGUCCGCGUGGCGCUCUGCUGCGUGCACGAGGACCCGAACUUGAGGCCCUCCAUGACUAAUGUGGUUGGGAUGUUGGAGGGCGCGGUGCCUCUAGUCGAGCCCAGAUUGGAGUCGCUCAAUUUUUUGAGGUUUUAUGGGCGGAGAUUCAUGGAGGCGUCUACGUUGGGUGAUGGGACUGAGGCUAAUGAGUUCAUGUUGUAUAGGCAGCCUACCUCCAAUACUUCUUCCACUGUUUCGUAUAAUUCUUUCUCCUAUAUGUCGUCGCAUCAAGUUUCUGGUCCCAGAUAGCAUUGGUUGUUAAUACGACUUUAUUUGUCUAAAAUCGUUUUGGUUUGUAUGUAAUCAAUUCGAACAGAGAUUUUACUAUUAGCAUAUUUUAGGAAUUGAAUUAUUGUGAUUGUUGUUUCA